Haliotis rufescens (red abalone) is the source of this 936-nucleotide messenger RNA. RefSeq names its product foot protein 1 variant 1-like. Gene Ontology annotation, cellular component: keratin filament. The transcript has a single exon. The record is from RefSeq and is a predicted model, not a curated record. NCBI's taxonomy places the organism in Eukaryota, Metazoa, Mollusca, Gastropoda, Lepetellida, Haliotidae. Bases 1 to 936 code for a protein of 311 amino acids.
AUGGACAGCACCUGGUAUGCCAUCUCCUGUAUGGACAGCACAUGUUAUGCAAACUCCUGUAUGGACAGCACCUGGUAUGCCGCCUCCUACAUGGGAAGCACAUGGUAUGCCGCCUCCUGUAUGGACAUCACAUGGUAUGCCUUAUCCUGUAUGGACAACACUUGGUAUGCAAACUCCUCUAUGGAGAGCACCUGGUAUGCCGCCUCCUGUAUGGACAGCACCUGGUAUGCAAACUCCUGUAUGGACAGCACCUGGUAUGCCGCCUCCUGUAUGGACAGCACAUGUUAUGCAAACUCCUCUAUGGAGAGCACCUGGUAUGCCGCCUCCUGUAUGGACAGCACCUGGUAUGCAAACUCCUGUAUGGACAACACUUGGUAUGCAAACUCCUCUAUGGAGAGCACCUGGUAUGCCGCCUCCUGUAUGGACAGCACCUGGUAUGCAAACUCCUGUAUGGACAACACCUGGUAUGCCACCUCCUGUAUGGACAGUACCUGGUAUGCCACUUCCUGUAUGGCCAGCACCUGGUAUGCCGCCUCCUACAUGGGCAGUGCGUGGUAUGCCGCUUCCUACAUGGACAGUGCUUGUUAUUCCACCUCCUACAUGGACAUGGACAGCACCGGGUAUGUCGCCUCCUACAUGGACAGCACCUGGUAUGUCGCCUCCUUCUUGGACAGUGCUUGGUAUGCCGCCUCCCAAAAGGACAGUGAUUGGUAUGCCGCCUCCUUCGUGGACAGCACCUGGUAUGGCGCCUCCCAAAAGGACAGUGCAUGGUAUGCCGCCUCCUGUAUGGACAGCACCUGGUAUGCAAACUCCUGUAUCGACAACACCUGGUAUGCAAACUCCUCUAUGGACAGCACCUGGUAUGCCGCCUCCUGUAUGGACAACACCUGGUAUGCCGCCUCCUACAUGGGCAGCACCUGGUAUGGCGCCUCCUAA